Messenger RNA from Dictyostelium discoideum AX4, 978 nucleotides. It is a transcript of the gene psmD7, whose product is annotated as 26S proteasome non-ATPase regulatory subunit 7. Gene Ontology annotation, biological process: system development; ubiquitin-dependent protein catabolic process. Bases 1 to 978 code for a protein of 325 amino acids. NCBI's taxonomy places the organism in Eukaryota, Evosea, Eumycetozoa, Dictyosteliales, Dictyosteliaceae. The transcript is spliced from 3 exons. Gene Ontology annotation, molecular function: peptidase activity. The record is from RefSeq and is a predicted model, not a curated record. Gene Ontology annotation, cellular component: proteasome regulatory particle; catalytic complex; intracellular protein-containing complex.
AUGUCAACAUUUCCAACAUCAACAAUUGUACAUCCAACAGUACUUUUAAGUGUUGUAGAUCAUUAUAAUAGAGUUGCAAAGGAUACCAACAAGAGAGUAGUAGGUGCAUUAUUAGGAUCAAAUAAUAAAGGUGUUGUAGAUGUAUCAAAUUGUUAUGGUCUUCCAUUCGAAGAGGAUGAAGCCAAUCCAAACAUUUGGUUUUUAGAUCACAAUUUCCAUGAAAACAUGUUUGCAAUGUUUAAAAAAAUUAAUGCACGUGAAAAUGUAGUUGGUUGGUACAGUACUGGACCAAAGAUUAGACCAGCUGAUCAAGAUAUUAAUGAAUUAUUCAGAAGAUACACUCCAAAUCCAGUUAUGGUCAUCAUUGAUGUCGCACCAAAAGAAUUAGGUAUUCCAACAAAAUCCUAUGUUACUGUUGAAGAAAUUAAUAAAGAUACAUCAGAAUCAACAAUGAGAUUCCAACAUAUUCCAUCAUCAAUUGAUGCAGUUGAGGCAGAGGAAAUUUGUAUUGAACAUCUUUUAAGAGAUGUUAAAGAUUCUUCAAUUUCAUCAUUAACUACUCAAAUUACUGAUAAAAAGAUUUCAUUAAAACAUCUUUUAACAAAUCUUCAAGAAAUGCAACAUUAUUUAAAAUUAGUUUGUGAUGGUACAUUACCACCAAAUCAUCAAAUUAUUGGAUAUAUUCAAGAUAUUAUUAAUCUUUCACCAAACUUAAAUGCAAAUGAAAUUUCAAAAUCUUUUGCUGUACAAAAUAAUGAUACAAUGUCUGUCAUUUAUUUAUCCUCAAUGAUUAGAUCCAUUAUAGCUCUUCAUAAUCUUAUUAUCAAUAAAACUGCAAAUAGAGAGGCUGAAAAGAAGGCUGAUAUAAUCAAUAGCACUCCACCAACUACUGCUACUUCACCAAGUGUUGCUGAUAAAGGUAAAGAAAAAGAACAAAACGCCUUUAAUGGUGCUGAUAAACCAAGUAAACAAGCUUAA